Perkinsus marinus ATCC 50983 is the source of this 255-nucleotide messenger RNA. RefSeq lists its product as hypothetical. The transcript has a single exon. The annotation marks the transcript as partial. The record is from RefSeq and is a predicted model, not a curated record. NCBI's taxonomy places the organism in Eukaryota, Perkinsozoa, Perkinsida, Perkinsidae.
GUACCUCUUUACGGCGAGGACCGACAUGGGAGGCAGAUAAGAUAUUCGCAGCUCGUCGCUGAGGGGGCCGAUCCUAAAGGCAAUGGGACCUUCAACGGGUAUUUUUUCGAUUCCCAGCCCAUACUGCAAGAUAAGAUAGUAUUCGCCAACCUCAACAAGCUGGGCGGGCUAAUGGCAUGGGUAUUGCAGUCUGACCUCCCUCCAAACGACACACGUUCCCUAUUGUAUGGUAUCAAGCAGAAGCUCAAUCCAUGA